GGACUACUUCAUCAACUUGCUUUGCCCAAAGUCAAUUUUUCCUACGUUAAAAAAAAAAAAAAAUUUCCGGAAUUAAAACCAAAAUCAGAGAAGGGUAACACGAUUUCACCUCCAACGAAGAAGGAACAUGAACCUCCUCCUUCUUCUUGUGAUUCUCUGUUUCAUCUCCUUCUACACUCCAACAACUGCUGGCAAUGGAAGCAAAACAGAAGAAAGGGUGAUUCAAACAAAAGGUGCCUAUGAUUCUGUGCUUUGGGUGGUUCAAUUCUCCGACCUCCAUUUCAGUGUUCACCAUCCUGACAGAGCCAUCGAUUUCCAUGACCUCGUGGGACCCGCACUUUCCUUCAUCAACCCCUCCUUGGUCCUCAUCACUGGUGAUCUUACUGAUGGAAAAAGCAAGGAUUUAUUAACAAUGAAGCAAAAUGAGGAUGAGUGGAUGGAAUACAAGACUGUGAUGGAUAGUGUUAUUCAGAAGAGUGGGAUUGACAAGAGCUUGUUCUUUGACCUGAGAGGCAAUCAUGAUAAUUUUGGUGUGCCGGAUGUUGGAGGUUCGUUCGAUUUCUUUUCUAAGCUCAGCAUCAAUGGGCAGUUGGGCAGGACUGGGAGUGUCAAUAGUGUUACCCAUGAGACGCCAGAGCGGAAACAUCUCUUUGUUGGGUUGGACACCACAAUGUUGACUGGCUUACGAGGUCCAACCAAUCUUUUUGGGCAUCCCACAGACCAAUUACUAAGUGAUCUAGACUUGGAACUCUCACGCUGGGAUUCUCAGUUAGAAAAACCUGUUACCAAAAUCGCCUUUGGCCAUUUUCCACUCUCAUUUUCCGCACCAUCUGGUUCUGGAAGGACGUUGGAAGAUGUUUUCCUAAAGCAUUCCAUCUCAGCUUACCUGUGUGGGCAUCUCCAUAUCAAAUUUGGUAAGAACUUAAAGCGACACCAUCUGUUGGGUAAUCAGUUUCCACCUUUCCAGAAGCUGUUUCAGACUAACAUGCAUAGGAGUUCUUUUGGAAGUACUGUAAAUUGUUCAUCAGAAGUUCCACCAAUUCAGGAGUUUUGGGAGUGGGAGAUGGGUGAUUGGAGAUGGAAUAGAGCCAUGCGAAUUUUAGCCAUUGAUACAGGCCAUGUUUCAUUCGUUGAUCUCAAUUUCAAGUCAGGAGCCAAAGAUGUGAUUAUAUUACCCACUUUUCCUUUAGACUCUCGUUUCAUGUCGACAUCAUUAUCCCAUCACAACUAUGAAUGUCGAAAUGUGGCCCUUUCGUCUUAUGAGACAAUUAGAUCUCUGGUGUUUUCUGAUUCUCCAAUGGUGUCCGUUGUGGCUAGGGUCUAUGAUUUGCAAUCUGGAAGUCUUGUUUUAGUGGCAGAAGCAAAAAUAAAUAAGCAUGCUGACGAGGCUUCCAGGGAGAGCCUCUAUGUUGCUCCAUGGAAUUACAAAGUCUAUGAGGAUGCUUCUCCUGAUAGGUAUUGGCUUCAAAUUGAAGCAAAAGACAACAUGAGCAGAUCAACUUUUAGUGAAUUAAGGCCAUUUUCCAUUAAUGGUCACAUUGAGUUUUCUUGGAGCUGGAAGGAGUUUUUGGUCAUGGGAUGUCAAUGGGCUGCACUAUAUUUCCCGUUAUUCUGGUCUGCUCUUUAUGCUAUGUUCUUCAUUCUUCUUCUUCCAAAAGCUCUUCUUGUUUUUCCAAAGAUAUACACUUACAAGAACUUUCUCACCAAUAAAGUCUUGUUUUACUAGUUGACUAUUGAAUCAUAAGAAUUUGAAAUUGUAAUGUGAUAUUGAUCAAGCAUUCCAAUCUAAAAUAGAACAAUCAAAAGUAUUUACUAUCAAUCGUUUACAUUUUUUUUUUGUGGGGGUGGGGUAACGAAAUUCAUGGUCAGAGUGACGUAUUCAUAACAUGUAAUUUAGAAGAUUUAUACCGUAUAUUACCAAAGCUUAUUUGAUGUCCAUUUUCAUGCAUUUAAAAUUUUGAUUAAAAAAAAGGAUAAUUCUUGUGCUUGAAUUUAUGUUUUCAUUUCUUUAUAAAUUCUUGAGAAAAAGAAAUAAUAAAAAAUAGAAAGAGAAAAAUAAAGCAAGAAGCAACUAGUCAAUGUUUUGCUGACAUCUAGAUUUUCUUUUUCAAAUCAGAAACAUCUCAUUUUCAUUUGAUCUCAUUAGCUACCAAAGUCCAAAACACAAAAUAGUGCAAGAGUUAGACAAAUAUAGUCAACGAAAGGGCCGAUUGAAGAA
Molecule: messenger RNA, 2218 nt
Organism: Arachis ipaensis
Lineage: Eukaryota; Viridiplantae; Streptophyta; Magnoliopsida; Fabales; Fabaceae
Source: RefSeq, a predicted model, not a curated record